AUGUCAGAAAAUCAAGUUCAAAUUAAAGUAAAUAAUUUAGAGGAAUUACUAGCCAAGGCCAGAGAAUAUGUUGACUCCCAAGGUGGAGCAGAUAAAGUUAAAGUAGGAAACAUUUCAAGUAAUUCGGGGUAUUAUACUCAUACUAAAAAUGGUAUGGUUCAAACUAGUAAAGGCACAAUUGAAUUAGAAUUAAAAGGACAAAAUGGUUCCUCUGCGGAAUUUUUUUUAGAAGUUGAAAGAGAAAAAGGAGAGGUAAGAAAAGUUAGCAAAAUUCCGAAAAAGUUUUUCAAAGAACUAAACAAAAUUAUUCCUGAUGCUUGA
This is a messenger RNA of Paraglomus brasilianum, 321 nucleotides long. The record is from the annotation of a GenBank genome assembly. NCBI's taxonomy places the organism in Eukaryota, Fungi, Glomeromycota, Glomeromycetes, Paraglomerales, Paraglomeraceae.